AUGAAAGUAGUUAUUGUCUCAAUUCUUGUUCUUCUUGUUUUGGUUUCAUAUGCAAAAGCAACGACACAAAAUGUUGAAACCUUCCUUCCAUGCCUUCGCUUUCGGACCAAUCCAGAGCAUCCGAUCUAUACUCCCGAUAACCCCACCUUUGUGUCGACUUACCUGUCCUACACGAAAAACAAAAGGUGUUCAAACCCUAACAACACAAAUCUACUAGCCAUUGUUGCUGCAACACAUGAAUCACAUGUUCAGGCAACCCUGGUCUGCGCAAAGAUUAAUGGAAUCCAGAUCCGAAUCAGAAGCGGCGGUCACGACUACGAAGGUCUUUCUUACAUCUCAUCUGUGCCGUUUGUUAUUCUCGAUAUGAAUAAUCUCCGGUCUAUUACCGUUGACGUGCCCAACAAGAAAGCUUGGGUUGAAGCUGGUGCGACCUUGGGAGAGCUCUACACAAAAAUCUCCGAAGCGAGCAAAACGCUAGCGUUUCCGGGUGGCACAUGCCCUACAUUGGGAGCCGGAGGACACAUUGCCGGCGGAGGAUACGGAAAUCUGAUUCGAAAGUACGGAAUCUCGGUCGAUCAUGUUGUUGAUGCUAAGUUAGUUGAUGUCAAUGGCAAUAUCUUGGAUCGAUCCUCCAUGGGAGAAGAUCUGUUUUGGGCGAUUCGUGGCGGUGGCGGUGCCAGCUUUGGUGUUAUCCUUUCUUGGAAAAUCAAUCUCGUCGAGGUCCCGGAGAUCUUGACAGUGUUUAAAGUUAACAAAACACUAGAGCAAGGAGCCACUGAUGUUCUGUACAACUGGCAGCUUGUCUCUAGCAAAUUGCCUCCAGAGCUUUUCUUGAGAGCAAUGCCUCAAAUCACGAAAGGAGCUAAAUCUGGCGAGAAAACUAUCGCGGUUAAGUUCUACGCUCAGUUCUUAGGCUCAGCAGAAACACUAAUGGAGAUUAUAAACAAGAAAUUGCCUGGUUUAGGGCUAAAACAUGAAGAUUGCCACGAGAUGAGCUGGAUCAAUACGACGUUGUUUUGGGGGAAUUUUCCGAUUGGAACACCGGCGAGCGUUCUUCUUGACAGGCCAACGGGUCCGCCAGGAGCAUUCUCCAAGGGAAAAUCCGACUACGUAAAAAAAACGAUCCCAAAAGAAGGGAUGGAGAAGCUUUGGAAAACAAUGUUGAAAUUCAACAAUUUGUGGAUGCAAUGGAACCCUUAUGGUGGAGUGAUGGACGAGAUCCCUUCGGAUGCAACCGCAUUUCCUCACAGGAAAGGAAACUUGUUCAAGAUUCAGUAUUUUGCGUUAUGGACCGACGCAAACGCCACCAGCCUUAACCUCGGUUUGAUGAAAGAGCUUUACGAGGUGGCGGAGCCGUACGUGUCAAGCAACCCGAGAGAGGCGUUUUUGAAUUACAGAGACAACGAUGUUGGAAGCAAUCCGAGUGGAGAGACGAGUGUUGAAGAAGCUAAGAUCUAUGGAACCAAGUAUUUCUUAGGGAAUCUGGAGAGAUUGAUGGAUGUUAAGGCUAAGUAUGAUCCUGAGAAUUUCUUCAGGUACGAGCAGAGUAUACCUCCUGUUCUUGCAAUGUAA
Microthlaspi erraticum is the source of this 1572-nucleotide messenger RNA. NCBI's taxonomy places the organism in Eukaryota, Viridiplantae, Streptophyta, Magnoliopsida, Brassicales, Brassicaceae. The record is from the annotation of a GenBank genome assembly.